GCGCGGGCCGAGGAGAUCCUCGCCAGGUGCUGCGUCCGCCUCUAACGGGCCAUUCUGCAGGGCAUGGACUCGCUGGUUCUGGAGAGUGUGAUGUUUGCCAUCCUGGCAGAGCGGGCCCUGGGGCCGCGGCUCUAUGGGGUCUUUCCCCAGGGGCGCCUGGAGCAGUACAUUCCGAGCCGGCGUCUGCGCACGGAGGAUCUGCAGGACCCCGACAUCUCCAGGGAGAUCGCGAUGAAGAUGUCCCGCUUCCACGGCAUGGUGAUGCCCUUCAACAAGGAGCCCAAGUGGCUGUUUGGGACCAUGGAACGGUACUUGAAGCAGAUUGCUGAGCUCACCUUCCCCCAGGAAGCCCAACGGAAGAAAUUCAACCAGCUCAAAGCCUAUAACCUGCAGCAGGAAAUGGGGAGCCUCAGGGAGCUGCUGGAGUCUACACCCUCCCCUGUGGUCUUCUGCCACAAUGAUGUGCAGGAAGGGAACAUCCUGCUGCUGGCUGGGCGUGAGUCACAUCCUACUGACAAGCUGAUGCUGAUAGACUUUGAAUACAGCAGCUACAACUAUAGGGGCUUUGACAUCGGCAAUCACUUCUGUGAGUGGGUGUACGACUACACCCACGACACGUGGCCUUACUACCAGGCCUCCAUGGACAACUACCCGACGCGCCAGCAGCAGAACUGGAUUCCCGCCCCCCUCAGGGACAGUGCAGAGGCUGUGGGGGGUAAGGGUAACGGCGGAGCUGAGGGAGCGAGAACGAGCCUGGGGAUGAACCUGCUCCACUUCAUCCGGCACUACCUGUGGGAGGACUCGGGGCGGCCCGGGGACACCACGCACGGGGAGCAGGCCCGCAUUGAGGAGGAGAUGCUCACUGAAAUCAGCCGGUUUGCUCUGGCCUCUCACUUCUUUUGGGGCCUCUGGUCCAUCCUGCAGGCGAAGAUCUCCACCAUUGAGUUCGGCUACCUGGAUUACGCGCUGUGCCGGUUCCAGGCCUACUUCCAGCAGAAGGCGCAGUGCCCGUGACCGUCCCGGCUCUGCCUGCGCUGCGCUCGCCUGCCUCAGGCCCCCGGGCUCGCGGUGCCGCAGAUACGUGGGGCCUGGCUGGAGCAGCACAGUGGCUCCUCCCUGCCAAGGGGACAGCAGCUGGCAAGGACCCCAAGGGACCAAUGCCCCCAGACCAGCCUCCCUUGCCCCGUGGGGCAGGGGGCUGCUCUGGCUGGCCAGUGAGCAGGGGUGGGGUUUGGGGGUCUCUCUGCAGGCAUUUGGGGGCAGGGCUGGGCUGGGCUGUCAGGGAGGGAAACUGUUCAUGUUCCGGUUUGGGGAGUGAAGGUGCAUGUGUGAGGAUUCCCACCCCCUUCAGAGUGGGAUGUGUGGGGCCGGCUCUCCCCACUGCCCAUUGGCGGAUGUUGUGUGUGGCCGUGGGGCUCCCGCUCAGCAGGGCGGCUGCAGCCUUGGCCCCCUCUCUGGGGCCGGAGGGGCUCGGAUCCCCUGGGUUCCCUGCGAGUGCCCUGGGGGCUGCACACUGGGAGGUGAGGCCUGGGAGCUGAAUUUGCCGCACGUGCGUCUGCCUCUGUCCCUGCAUCUCUGUCUCCCCUGGCCUGCGGCGCUGCCCAGCUCUGCCGCCCUAGUGCCCUUCCUGCCUGCCGAUGUAACCUGGGAUCCCCUGGGGCUCAGCGAGCGUGGGCUGCAGGGGGGAGACCUGGGUGCUCUGCCCCUGCCCCCCGCAGGACCCUUUUCUGGAGAAGCUGGGGGCGUUUGUAGGGCAGUGCUGGCAUGGCUCUAGCGCCUCUCCCAUUGCUGGGAAUGAGGGGUGGGCUCUAGCGGGGUGUCCCCUGCUCCGGCUGGGGGAAGGGGUGGGGGAGCGUGUCCGGCAACCCUGCCCCAAAGCUCCUUCCUGCUUGGGCCCCGUGGUCGGAGCUCUGCACUCACUUUCUCUGCCAGUCCCCAGUGCUUGCUGCUGCCAUCCCCUCGGAGCUGAGCCUGGGCAGGGCCCUCCACUGCCCAGCAAUGGGCUGUGAACUCUGCACUCAGACCAAUAAAUGCCUGGCACUGUC
Chelonoidis abingdonii (Abingdon island giant tortoise) is the source of this 2045-nucleotide messenger RNA. NCBI's taxonomy places the organism in Eukaryota, Metazoa, Chordata, Testudines, Testudinidae. The record is from RefSeq and is a predicted model, not a curated record.